AUGGCCGAAAGGAAACUUGCCUCGCAAACUCUUCAAAGAUUUACUGAACUAGAAGAACUUGCAGAAGAAAUUAUGGAAGACAAACAUCAGGUGAAGCAUAUUCUGUGACUUAGAGUUAAGUCGGUAUCGCCAUGUAUGCAAUCUGUCUCUUGCAACCUCGUCCCCAUAUAUCAGGCUAUAUAGGGCGCUUUUCCCUUCGUUUUUGGGCUGAUAAGUAAAACCUGCAUGAUCAAUCUACGCUAAUAGGCGAGGUAAGUUGCUAAGGAAAAAAAAACGCUCAAAAGUAUGGCCGCAGUUCCGCACACCUCUUCAGAAAUUACAGUUUUUGCUUUACCCCCUCAUAGAGAAAGAGACUCUUUUUUGAUACCAGCCCUCAGAAAUACAUGAUGUGUUUAUGUGAUUUUAUCUAGCACGCGAGAGCAGAUAACUUUUGAGUCUUUGUUUCAAACGCCUUAAAAGCGUUUGCUCUCACAGGCCAACUUUUCUCUAAUCUGGCCUUCUUUGAACACCCCUGGUGAACAAAGCCAUCCUUAGAGGGGGAUGGGACAGGAAAGGGAGAAGUAGUGGGGCAACCAUCAUUAACCCCUUUAAGUUAUACCUGCCAACUCUCACGCCUGCGGGUUGAAAACUUCGAUCUCACGCCGGCUCACGCUUACAGGCCAAUUUCUCAAGCCUGAUUGAAAAAUGUGAGUUGUUGCCGUCUUGCUUGACACAAUUUCUAAAAAUAUGUUAACUCAGACCCAUGUAAGGAACGAAAACCAUGUGUAAAAUGAGUAAAUGACAAUACCUUCCUCGCGAUCUCUGGUUUUGUGGAUAAGCGUUUUCUCGAUAACUUCGCCUUCGGCAGACUUCGGACGUCUUCGGAAGACUUCGGACUUCUUCAGGAAUCUUUGGAAAUGGUUGUGUCCUCUUCAAAAAUCCCAGCACUCCCAGGAUAAAAAUCUCACGCUUAUAUCUCAGAAAAAGUUGGCAGGUAUACCUUUAAGUCCACAUGAAAAUUUAACUGCAAAGCCUUGUUAUAUUUCCAGCUACCAUCACAGAUCUUUUUAAUUUUGUUCUCUGUAAAUGUUUUUGUUAGAUUGUUGAGCUUGACAAGAAAAGAAAUGCAAACCGAGAAGCUAUGAGAGCACUCAAAAAAGGAGAUACAAAAUCUGGUACGGUAAAGAAGUUCAAUUUUGUUCCUCUUCAAUCACCUUUUUCUGUUUCACCUGUCUAUGACCUUCUAUGUCUGAGUGAGACAUAGGGACUAUCCCUGCUGAGUGGGGGCAUAAGGCUUUGCGAUGAUGCGGUUUUGCUCGAUUUUUGGUGCAGUUUUGCGGAAAUUUUUAUUUUAAGUUGCCUUAUUGCAGUUUAAAAAAACCAAGCGGUUUGUGGUAUUUAGAAAUUUUUGGGUAAUUUCAAUGUCAUUUGCAGUUUUCUUAUGUUUUUCUAUGUGGCAUUUACAGUGUUCUCCCCAACUUUUAGCACAGCAGGUAAGAGACCAUUCAUAGCCGGUAAGGCAAAAAAAUAGUAUGCACCAGAGGUGCACUUUCCUGGGGACAAGGGGGUAGUGGAGUGCAGGAAAUGACACUGCCCUUGCUGGGAAAUUUAAGAGCUAAGUUCUCUAAAACGUCAUAUCUUUAAGACCAGACAGACCAAAAACGUUAUCCCCCUAAUGUUAAAUAAUAGUUUAUUUGUAAAGCAAGUUUAUUAUAUUUUUUAGCCACCAAGUCUUGGGUAUGUUUUGGAAACACCUUUAUGAAGCUUCCCAGUUCCAAUGUACAAGAAAUGUUACAGAAAGGUUAGUAUCAAAUGUGAGGUUAUAACUGUGCAUAAUAAAAAUAAGUGCUACUUACACCUCAUCUCUCCAUAAAAGAACAGUAUUGCUUCAAAAUUUUGUUAAAAAAGCACUUUAAAUACCCUUCUUCUUUGGUUAGAUCAAAAGAACUUAGAAGAGGAAAUUUCCAAACUUCGGAAAGACCUAAAGCCUAAAGUCUCCAAACUCCAUGAACUAGAAGGUUGGUUGCCAGCUGUCUAAUAUGUUUCUAUUUUUUUCUGUGGGAAUGCUUUUAACAUACAUGGGGAAGCAGGGUGGGUAGUCAGGGAAGAUACAUGUGUGUGAUGACCACAGGAUACCCACUUAAAAACCAAACACUAAUUCUUGUCACUAUGUUUAAAAAAAUUAGCACAACCAAUGAGCACCUUUUGAAGUCACAUUUCUGCAAUUGCAACAAAAUUGCUGAGACAUUGUCCUCAAGUGGGAUACAUUGUGUGUAUGUUUGGAAAAUAAAACAAUCCACACCCCUCCCCUCUCUCCUCCAUUCAAAGUUUGGGUGUCUCUUGUUUUCUACAGGUAGCUUGAACAGCAGCACAACAUUGCAUGAAGGGGUUGGGAGAGGGGAAGCCUUAUUUUCCGCUUUUAUGUUGGCAAAAUCUUAGAGAGGCCCUUUAGGGAAAAUGCCGCAACUAGUUUUGUCACCAUUGUGUGUUGUAGGGUACUUUUGUUAGAAUUUACUUACCUGUGGGUCAAUUUACACUUUGGAAGCAACUGAAGAGUUAAAAGUUGAAUGAUUAAGAUAGAAUGGAAACCACUAUAACCAUGAACCAAAAAAUUACCCCACUCAGAUUUGCCAGCUAUUUCUAAAUCCUUAUGACCUCAGCUGUCUGUCUUUAAAAACCAAUCAAAAUGGGUGUACACCUUUGUAUUCAGUACAUUGAAAUAUAUUCUAUUUUACCUUAAUUGUCUGGUCAGUCAUAGAUUGUAGAUGUUGAUGAUGUCAAAAUGUGGUCAAUACAAAAAGAGUAGGUAUACUACCCUGGGGGACCCCAUAUGAAAGAAACGGGGGUGCUUGUCAAAAAACUAGAAUUAAAUGCCUAAAGGAGACGAAUCUGGGUGUAACUUGGGCUUUAUUUGGCUCCCAAAGGAGACCAUACUCCAACACAGUAUCAUGUAAAGAUAUUUCUUUAUGCACAACACUAAGUGAUACCUGCAUGGAUAAAAAUAAUGGCUUUCUGUCAAGAAAACCUUCAUUGUAAAUUGUCAUGUAAAUUGUAAAUAAUUAUCAUAUUAUUCCCCUCAGAGCUUUUAUGGAUAAUUUAAACAUUGGUUGGGGUAAUUUUAUUUAGCUAGACUGCUUAUGGUGCAGUUUACAAUAGUAUUGAUUAAGUAAUGAUUUGUGAAUGCCCAUCAUCAGGGACACCCAACGUUAAGUUUCGAAGUUUCCGAAAAUAUCUGUUCAGAAGACGAUUUGAGAUCUAGAAUUUUCGGAACAUUUUUUGUAAAAUUUCUUGCCUGUCUGCCUCUCCUAGGAUUUUCGAACAUCAAAAAAUAUGGUAUAAUUGGCCAUUUUUAACGAAUUUUUACCCUAAAAAGGUCACCUAGAAUUUCCGGGAGCCUUUUUUCUGGCUGAAGUUUUCGAAACGGUAAGUUUUGAUCCCCAGGGGCCCGACUGACAUACUUUAAUGACGGGGGGGUCCGAAGGAUUUUUUUGGGUCUGACAUUUUGGAGAAAAGGGAUUUUUUUGGGUCGCGAAAACAACACAGGGAUUUUUUUGGGUAUUGUAUUUUUCAUCAGCUCAAAUCAACAAUAACAUAAGCGAAAUUUACUGCUUGUGUGGUAUUACGGGAUAUUUCUGAGAUUGUAAUCUAUUUGAAAAGUAAUUACCGGCACUCCACGCGCAUCUAUAAAUCCAGAGAGAAAUAUUCAAUAGGUCACGUAAUUCAAGACCUUUCAAGCCAGUCAUCAAGACCACAAUGGAAACACUGUAUAAAAAGUAAACAUUUUAUGAAUUAGAUGUUUACCCGCUGAUAUAUAACUAUUAUCAAAUGAUUACGUUGCUAUGUAAAAAUAAAGGCAAGGAAAACUGAUUUUGUAAACUAAACUCAAACCGGGAGUCAAUGCUGUUGAGUUCCAGCAAGAGCUAAGAGGUCCAGUCAGCUGUGAUCCCAUUUUUGUUGUAUGAUGAAGUUCUCUUGAAAAUAUUAGUAACAUAACAUCAAGCUUGCCAAAGUGGUUUAUGAACCCAUACAAAGAUGAGUCGCUGACUCAGUUAUUUCAGAAGAUAAAUAAUAAAAUUUGCUGAUGCAAAAACACUGAGGGGUUUUUUUGGGUAUGCUAAAAAAAGUAGGUAUUUUUUUGGGUAGACAAAUUCUGAAGUUGGGAUUUUUUUGGGAUAUAAAAUAUGAACCUCUGUCGGACCCCCCGUCAUAAAAAAUAUGUGAGUGGGGCGCCUGGGUUUUGAUCCCUAUAAUUUUCGGAUCAUUAGACUUUCAGCUAGGUAAUCCGAACCGAUGAAAAAUUUUUAGAGGAUAAAAAUAUGUCUAUAUCUACCGUUUAAAUACUAAAAUACGUUUAACAAUGCCAUGUUUAAGUGGUUUUGAACUAUAUUCUCGUUGGGCGCCCCUGCUUCAUGUGAAAGUGCAUUUGAGAUAGACCACCAGACCAGGGACUAUUAUACAUCCCCUACUCUUAAACCUCCCACAGAGUUUCUACCCCUAAGCGAGAUACCGAACACCUCCAUCAUUUUCCUAUAAGAGUCAAUUCGGGGACUUACUAAUGUUCUAAUAGUACACCGUUUUCGGGUAAUCACCAAUCAAAGUGCAUAAGACUGUAUAAAGUGUUUUGAAUGGUUUCCUUAUAGGGUUGCCUGAAGUGAAAGGAUUUGACUUAACUGCAUUAACAGAAGAUGACCUAUCGAAUCUAAAGCCUUGA
Messenger RNA from Porites lobata, 4690 nucleotides. Lineage: Eukaryota; Metazoa; Cnidaria; Anthozoa; Scleractinia; Poritidae. The record is from the annotation of a GenBank genome assembly.